GAAGGAAAUUGCACUAAUAAAGGUCGUUCUCUAAAGAGAGAGAGACAGAGAACGGGAGGGAGAGGGAGAGAAGGGGAGCAUAGAGUCCGACCACCGGCGACGGGAAGAUGAUGACCGGCGGAGGUUACACAACAAUCGACAACCAGAAAGUCUCCGGAUCCGUACCGGCGGUAUCAGGCUCUGACCACGUCACUGUCAAAUUCACAGAGUCUAACCUUCACUCGUUUCCAACGUCCGAGGCGAAGGGCAAGAUCACUGGCGUCUUCAAGCCACCAAGCGAUGCAGAUGAUACGUUCUCGAGACCAGCAAAUGGAAUCUCCGACGAUACCCAGCAGUCUGGGUGGAUGCGAAAGUUCAUGGUGGCUGCUUACAAGCCCUAUUUCGAUGUUGAUACGUCGGAUGUGUUGGACAGGAUUAAAGACUCGCUUUUCCCGUUUAAGGCGAGCUUUGCAGAGACGACGGCCAACAACCCGGAUUUGUAAGUUCAUUGCUGAUGUGGGUUGA
Molecule: messenger RNA, 504 nt
Organism: Dendrobium catenatum
Lineage: Eukaryota; Viridiplantae; Streptophyta; Magnoliopsida; Asparagales; Orchidaceae
Exons: 4
Coding region: 108-482 (124 amino acids)
Biological process (GO): vesicle-mediated transport
Cellular component (GO): Golgi apparatus
Molecular function (GO): small GTPase binding
Source: RefSeq, a predicted model, not a curated record